CUUACAUGAUGUGAUGCUGGUACGCCGAGGUGCGCAUGCCCACUAAGAGGACGCAGCGGCUCCAUGUGUGUUGAGGCGCAUUAUUUGGCAACAGACGCGGCAGUGGGGAGGGCCGAAAAAAAGAGGAUAUCCCCUGGAUUUAAAAAAAAGCAACGAUUUAUCGAGGUUAACUGCAGAUUAAACAUUCCUUGGUGGACCAUCGGCGAAGUACGUCAGACAACGCGACCGAGUAAGUUGACUGAGCUGAAGCUGAAGUUUUUUUAGGGAUGUCUGAGGAGGCUGCCCGCCAGACGCGGAGCAAGAAGAGGGCGCUGGGAAAGGAUGCUGCUCCCGGGUCUUUAGAAACUUCCGAUGCGGACGAUGAUGUCAAAAGGCUAAAGCUGGACACUUCUGACCCCACAACGCAGGCACAAACAGAACCUGAACCCGACCACGUACCGGCACGAGAAGAUCAGGGAAAAACUAUGGUGGGCCCGGAGAAGGAGCACGAGAAGGAGCACGAGAAGGAGCACGAGAAGGAGCGCAGCCUGUCGCCUUUACCUUCAGUGUUACCUUUGGCCUCUCAGCCAGGGAAUGGCGAUCAGGAGCAGGCCCGGGGACAACAGACUGAACCCAGCUCAGACAAUCGGACUGACUGCGUUGACGGAGUCGGCAUCGUGAGGACGGAGCCAGCGGUGGACACAAGGAGCCCGGUCCGACUGCCGGAGCCGAAGGCCUCCAGCAGCGUGCUGGCUGCAGGAGAGGUGAAAGCCACCAUUAAAGUUGAAGUUCAGACGGAAGAGCAGCCCAUGGACAUGAGCACCUCCAAAGGCAGUAUGAAAAGGGAGAAGCGCCCACCGUCUUCUGAAGAUGAUGACGUCAUCGUCCUGUCAGAUAAUGACUCCGCCAGUCCUCCGAUGAACGGCUUGAGCCACUUUAAGGAGCUGGACUCAGACCUGCUCAUGAAGAGCAGCCCAGCAGAGAGGGAGUGCAUCAUUAAGCAGCUGAAGGAGGAGCUGAGACUAGAGGAGGCCAAGCUGGUGCUGCUGAAGAAACUUCGACAGAGCCAGAUACAGAAGGACUCGAUCCAGAAGCCCACAGGUCUGUCUGGCUCCUCUGCUCCUCCUCCUCUCAUUCGAGGAACAAUUACAAGCAAUAAAGGCACUCAGCAGAUUUUGAGCGCUAAGAGUUCAGGCACAGUCAUCCCUCCGCCGCUGGUGAGAGGAGGGCAGCAGGUGUCGUCCAAACAGGGCUCCCAGAUUAUAAUGCCGCCUCUGGUCAGAGGGGCACAACCCAUCUCUGUAUCUCCACAGCAGAUCCAGGCUCUCCGGCAGCAGCAGCAGCAGCAGCAGCUCGCUGCCUCGGGAGGCUCAGGACCCCCUCCUCUGCUGUUGGGCCCCAGGAACUCGAGCCCUGCAAUACACGGCCAGAGAGGCUCGGUCAACUCAGGCCUCAUCAGAAUCGGCAGUACUGCUAACACACUGGCCUCGGCAUCCAGUCUGAAGAGCUCUUCCUCAGGAAGCAGCGGUGUGUCUGUGGUUAGCGUGAAUGACUCUCCAGCCAGCCGGCAAGCUGCAGCGAAACUCGCUUUACGGAAACAACUGGAGAAGACCCUCCUGGAGAUCCCCCCACCCAAGCCUCCUGCCCCAGAGUUUAACUUCCUGCCGUCUGCAGCCAAUAAUGAGUUCAUCUACCUGGUGGGACUGGAAGAGGUGGUACAGAAUCUGCUGGAUACACUCAACAGAGGAAAGACGGGUGCAGCAUUGUCAAAGAACAUUACCAGAGACCCCUUCACCUGCACCCAGUGCAAAACCGACUUCACCUGCCGCUGGAGGCACGACAAGACAAAAGGCGGGGCUGUGCUCUGUGAACACUGCAUGUCGUCCAGUCAGAAAAAGGCUUUGAAAGCCGAGCACACCAACAGGCUGAAAGCGGCGUUUGUCAAAGCCCUGCAACAAGAGCAGGAAAUAGAGCAACGUAUUUUUCAGCAGACGUCGUCGCCAGUUUCCAACAGCAGCUCCUCAUCCUCUUCGUCGAUGAAAGCCGAGAGGAGUUUGUCUCACCAGCUGAAGCAGGCUCACGCGAGAGCGUCUUCCUUCCAGCACCUCCAACAGGCCAGUCGAGGGGCCAACAUGGUUCACCACCACUCCAUCAAGCAGAGCUCCCAGGGCCAGCUGUCCCAUGGUGUCUCAUCAUUGGGGGUGAGGGGCGUCCCCCACUCCUUCUCCUCCUCCUCCCAGCUGCAGAGCGCAGUUGCAGCUGCAGCUUUGGUCAGCCGGCCAGGUAAGCAUGCCCACGUUUCCCACCGCUCUGUCCAGAGUUCAAAGGUGAGCAGCAGCGGGAUCGCCGGCGGCAGGAAUAUCAGCGGAGGUAGUGCCUCAUCCACUGCAUGGAAGAAGCAGAGCCACAGCAAUACAGGCGUCACGAUGGCUUACGUGAACCCCAGCCUGACGGGUCACAAGACAUCAGCCGCGGUCGACGCUCGCCAGAGGGAGUACCUGCUGGACAUGAUCCCCUCUCGCUCGUCGAUCUCGCAGACUGCAAACACAUGGAAAUAAUUCAAACUACUUUCUUUUUGAUCCAAUAUCCAAUAAUAUGGUCAACAGCAAACCCCGGAGGACUGUUAAGCAAAUACAAUCUCUCAAAUGGAAGAAAUCUUCCUUCCUUACUUUUGUAUGAUUGUUGUUUUAGUAUCCUUAUUUUCUGUUGUUUGUUUUGAGAUUUGCUGUUCUUUAGUAAUUGUGUAGAAACUAUUUUGAUUUAAUUGGAGCAAAUAAAAAAAUAAAUCAUUGAUAGGCUUCCCACUGGGUUCCUCUGUCCUCCAAAUUGGGUUGUUAAAUGAUUGUUUGAUAAGAGGCUAUUUGUACAUUAAGUACUUUUAAGUCAUUUGACCUGUGCUUAAUCCGUCAUGAUUUUGGUCAAACCAACCCACUCUUUUCACCCUUGAAUUGUUGAAGUUACACCCAAAAUAUAUUCAUUUUAAGCAAAAAAACAAUAAUUGAGUUGUACAAAUUUUAAUACAUCACCCCCAUAGUUAAAGGUUUGAAUUUAUUUGGUAUUUACUGUAAGUUAUUUCUGUUUUUUGUCAUAUUUCAGUAUACAAGUUGUUUCCACAAAUGGAAGAGUUGGUUGGAGCUUUUCUUUCCUGUUGAACAGCAUGCCUUUCCUCAAGCACCGUAGCUUAAGAAGCAUGGUGUCAUUGCUUAAUUCAUCCUUUAAUUACCAACUGUAAUUUGCUUAUUUUAUAUCUCUAUAUUUGUAUGGGUUUUUGUGAUUGCUGUGGAAAUGCAAGCUGAAUUUUCCACACGAACCGGAGAUCGAGCCUCAGAUUUAUUCAAACAUAAGGCAUACGUCAAGGCCUGAAUCGGUUUAAAGGGAUUAUCUCCCAGUUACCAAGAGUCUGGAGAACAUACGAUAUCUUUAUUCUGUACCCCUCACAAUGUGGCAUACUCUGUCUGCUUCGCUAUUUUAGCUACAUUGUACAAACUUAUGUCAAAAGUUAUUUGGUUUUACUUUUUUCCUAGCUCCUCAAGAAAUAAAAAAUGACAUUGUAAACAA
This is a messenger RNA of Pungitius pungitius (ninespine stickleback), 3537 nucleotides long. Its product is annotated as transcriptional repressor p66 alpha-like. Gene Ontology annotation, biological process: negative regulation of transcription by RNA polymerase II. Lineage: Eukaryota; Metazoa; Chordata; Actinopteri; Perciformes; Gasterosteidae. The coding region runs from base 267 to 2537 and encodes 756 amino acids. The transcript is spliced from 11 exons. The record is from RefSeq and is a predicted model, not a curated record. Gene Ontology annotation, cellular component: NuRD complex.